Zingiber officinale is the source of this 501-nucleotide messenger RNA. RefSeq lists its product as uncharacterized. The transcript has a single exon. The coding region runs from base 1 to 501 and encodes 166 amino acids. NCBI's taxonomy places the organism in Eukaryota, Viridiplantae, Streptophyta, Magnoliopsida, Zingiberales, Zingiberaceae. The record is from RefSeq and is a predicted model, not a curated record.
AUGUCUGGCUCGGCACAAAAGUGGCUCAAUGUAUUGCCGAACGGAUCCAUCACCUGCUUUCAGGAUUUCAAGAAUGCUUUCCUGCGCCAUUUCACCAGUAGCAGGAAAUAUCAGAAGAUAGAUCAGUAUCUCUUCACCCUCAAGCAAGGGUUUGCAAAGCCCUUGAAAAGUUACAUAAAACGCUUCAACCAGGUAGCUCAGGAUGUCCCGUCCGCUACCUCCGAGAUCUUGAUGAACGCCUUCACUCAUGACCUAAUGGAAGGAGAGUUCUUCCGAGUCCUCAUUCGAGAGCCUGUAAAGAACUUUAAUGAGAUGCUUGGAAAGGUAGCAAACUAUAUUAAUGUAGAAGAAGCCCAAGCUGCUCGGAGGAAAGAAGACAAGACGACUGCUCCUGCCAACGCUCCUGCCAACAAGUCGAAGAGAAUGCCACCCCAACCUCUAGCUCGACCCUUUCCUCUCUCCAAGGAUGCCCAACUAGGAUUUCCACCUGGUCAAUGUUAG